GCAGACAAAGUGCAGACACCUAAAGAGUUAGCUUGAAGGGUCAGCCGGCAAAGCAUCAUUCGAGAGCCAAGUCGGUCUCCUAGAAGGAGAUCCUGAGUCGUUCUCUGCAGCGUCUGUCGCCUGCCAGUAAGGAUAUAACUUGGAAGAAGCCCUGAACAGAGUGAUGGAUUACCAGUCGAGCAUCAUUCGAGACUCUAAUCCCAUGGAGAACCUGGAGAAGCAGUUGAUCUGCCCCAUCUGCCUGGAGAUGUUCUCCAAACCUGUGGUGAUCUUACCCUGCCAGCACAACCUAUGCAGGAAAUGUGCCAAUGACGUCUUCCAGGCUGCUAACCCAUACUGGCAAACUAGCCGUGGAACAACCAUAUCGGGCGGGCGGUUCCGUUGUCCUUCCUGCCGCCACGAAGUCAUCUUGGACCGGCAUGGAGUCUACGGCCUCCAGAGGAAUCUACUGGUGGAGAACAUCAUUGACAUCUACAAACAGGAAUACUCCAGCCGGCCCUUUAAGAAGGGAAAUCACCCCAUGUGCAAGGAGCACGAAGACGAGAAGAUCAACAUCUACUGCUUAACCUGUGAGGUGCCCACCUGCUCCAUGUGCAAAGUCUUUGGGGCUCACAAAGACUGCGAAGUGGCGCCCCUUCAGAGCGUCUUUCAGGGUCAGAAGACUGAGCUGACCAACUGCAUCUCUAUGUUGGUGGCAGGGAAUGACAGAGUCCAGACGAUCAUCAGCCAGCUGGAAGAGUCCUGCAAAACCACCGAGGAGAACAGCCGGAAGGCAAAGCAGACCCUGUGCGAGAAGUUUGAAGCUCUGAUCGCUAUCCUGGAGGAGAAGAGGAGCGAACUGCUGGAGCGGAUCUCCAAGGAGCAAGAGGAGAAAGUCGGGUUCAUGCAGAACCUCAUCCAGCAGUACAGAGAGCAAUUGGAGAAGUCCAGCAAGCUGGUGGAGUCUGCCAUUCAGUCCAUGGAAGAAGAGGCGGGAGCUGCAUUUCUCCUGACUGCCAAGCAGCUCAUUAAAACACUUGUAGAGGCAUCAAAGGGAAGUCAAUUGGAGAAGAUCGAACCUGGUUUUGAAAACAUGGAUUGUUUCACCCUUGACCUAGAACACGUCACAGAAACACUGAGAGCAAUAGACUUUGAAGCAGAUGAGGACGAUGAAGAGCUAAACGAGGAAGAAGAAACGGAAGAGGAAGAUACUCAAGUUGGCAAUGUGGAUGGUUCUCAAUAA
Messenger RNA from Euleptes europaea (tarantolino), 1222 nucleotides. RefSeq names its product tripartite motif containing 63 (gene TRIM63). The record is from RefSeq and is a predicted model, not a curated record. Bases 164 to 1222 code for a protein of 352 amino acids. Gene Ontology annotation, molecular function: zinc ion binding. Lineage: Eukaryota; Metazoa; Chordata; Lepidosauria; Squamata; Sphaerodactylidae. The transcript has 9 exons.